Molecule: messenger RNA, 531 nt
Organism: Olea europaea var. sylvestris
Lineage: Eukaryota; Viridiplantae; Streptophyta; Magnoliopsida; Lamiales; Oleaceae
Exons: 3
Coding region: 1-531 (176 amino acids)
Source: RefSeq, a predicted model, not a curated record
AUGGAUGAUCCUUGGCUAGUUGGGAGAGACUUUAAUGUUAUUACACAUGAUGGAGAGCGCACUGGUCAUAAAACUCGUGAUCGAGGCACUACUACUUUCUCUGAUAUGAUGUUAGACUAUGGUUUAGAGGAUACGGAUUUCCUUGGAAAUCGAUAUACUUGGACCAAUGGUAGGCUUAUAGUGAGACACUUGAAUCGGACUUCAUCUAACCAUUCUCCUUUACUGGUUCAGUGGAUUUCUAAUGAUGACUUAGGGCCUAGACCAUUUAAAUUCCUUAAUCAAGUACGAGAUGCUAAGGUAGGGCUUGAUGAGGCUGAGAUACUAUAUGAUAGAGACCUCACAUCGGAGCACCGCGACUUUACACAUCAUGCCCAGGCAGUUUUGAACAUGACCUUGUCUAUUGAGGAGGGUUUUUGGAAGCAAAAGGCCGAUUCAUGUUGGGUAUGUGAGGGUGAUCACAAUACUCGAUAUUUCCAUGUGAUGGCUCAGGGUCGUAGGAUCAAAUCGCGUAUCAAGUCUAUCAGGACAUAG